AUGCAGCGGACCAGAACCGAGGGGUCAACCGACCAAGCGGGAGCGGGAGAAGGCUUGAGGAGUAACUGGCGGGACUGGGCUCUGUGGCGAGCUUUGGAGCAGUGGUGGGACGGCCCAGACGGAGUUCGCCGACGCUUGUCGGCCUGGUGCUCUUCGUCCUCCUGGUGGGUGCCCUUGCAGCGGGGCCUGUGGCUGCUCGAAACCGGCCUCUACCUGCUGCUGUGCCUGGGCCUGUGCCACGCCCUCUUCACCACGGGAUGCCACCUGCUGCGCUCGCUCUUUCCUGUAGUGGCCGCGAUAUGGAAGCAUCUUCUGCCAGCGCUGCUCCUCAUGGCCUUGAGCGCGCUGCCCGCCCUGCUUUUUGCUGCCUCCUUCCUACUGCUCCUCUCCACCCUACUCAGCCUGCUGGGGCUACUGACCGGCAUGACCAGGCCUGGACCUGUCAUCAGUCUCCAUUCCGGCCUCGACCCUGGCCCCAGGCCCAUCUAA
Vombatus ursinus (common wombat) is the source of this 489-nucleotide messenger RNA. RefSeq names its product transmembrane protein 239 (gene TMEM239). The record is from RefSeq and is a predicted model, not a curated record. The transcript has a single exon. The coding region runs from base 1 to 489 and encodes 162 amino acids. NCBI's taxonomy places the organism in Eukaryota, Metazoa, Chordata, Mammalia, Diprotodontia, Vombatidae.